Molecule: messenger RNA, 996 nt
Organism: Hydractinia symbiolongicarpus
Lineage: Eukaryota; Metazoa; Cnidaria; Hydrozoa; Anthoathecata; Hydractiniidae
Exons: 1
Coding region: 1-996 (331 amino acids)
Biological process (GO): G protein-coupled receptor signaling pathway
Cellular component (GO): membrane
Molecular function (GO): trace-amine receptor activity
Source: RefSeq, a predicted model, not a curated record
AUGGCAAAUAUUUCAGGAUUGGAUUUGUUUAUACUUGUCUUUGCCUUCCUGCCACUGCCAGGAAACAUUCUAAAUGUGAUAUUUAUAUUAACUAAAGAAAGACUGCAUAUACCGAUAUACUAUAUUGUCAUUGCUAUCGCAGUUACAGAUACCAUCUUUGCAGUAAGUGCUUCAACAUCUAUCAUCUUGCAAAUUUCGACAGAUGUAACCAACAGCUCGAUGUGCAUGACUUGUAAUGACCAAAUCAAGAGUAAGCAGGCGAAUCUUACCAUUAUUUUUCAUGUUGCGACCAAAACGACUUUCUUGAUAUCUAUAUUUUGCACAGUUCUAUUAGCUAUAGAUAGAUUCAUCGCAAUAAAAUAUUGUCUCGCUUACUACCAAGUUGUUACGUCAUGCAAAGUGUUUUGCUCUGUUAUGGGAAUUUCUAUAGCUGCUACUCUCACUACCGUUAUACCAUUCGGCAAACAACCAAAACUGGUAUCUGCUAUAACUUCAAGAAGUUACAAGAACCAUGUUGUUUCUUGGUGUUUGAUGCUGAUUUCUAUGGUGACAGUGUUUUCUAUAGCAAUUCAUACUAACAGUAUGAGACAAAGAAAUAUUAAGGUAAUAAAAAGCAAAAAAGUUAACACGGGACACAAUGCUCAACAGUUGACAAUAUUGAGAAGGCUAAAGCAAUCAUUAAAGGAUUUGAUACGUAUAUACAUUAUCACAGUCAUUUUCACAGGUCUUCAUGUUCUCUCAAGUAUUCUGAGACUCUAUGUCGACCAAUCAUUUUACAAGCUGAAUGGAAUAAUUUCGUUUAUCUACAUGAUGUUAAAUCCGUACUUGUUCAUACUCACAAUGACAGAGUUGAGGAACGUCCACAGGUUGUUUUGGUCACGUGUGUUCGUCUGUUUGUUUUCAAAGAACAACAUUGUAACCCCUAUGGAUACCCCAACUAUAUCUAGUGCUAAUAAUCGAGCGUUACCUAGCAACAAUAUUGGAAAAGCUGUGUAA